Molecule: messenger RNA, 1656 nt
Organism: Helobdella robusta
Lineage: Eukaryota; Metazoa; Annelida; Clitellata; Rhynchobdellida; Glossiphoniidae
Exons: 5
Coding region: 1-1656 (551 amino acids)
Source: RefSeq, a predicted model, not a curated record
AUGGAAGAAGAAAAGGUAACUUGUUUUGAUGAUUUUGUUGAGAAAAUUAAAGACACUUUAAUUCCUGAAGGUUAUAUAUGUAUCAAAAUGAACACUCAUCUGUCCUAUGCACUAAUUAAUAAUAAUAAAGAGAAAGAGCCUCUUGACAUUACUUUGUCAAUUACUGUAGUGAACGACUUAACAGUUACCAUUUAUAAAGAUGUUGGAAAGAUUUCCGUUGAAAUAGGUUUAUCAAAGUGCAAGCAUUUGUUAUCAAAAGAAAAUACUAUUAAUAGCACUACACAUUUCUCUAAUCUGUUAGCUUUUUUGAAGAACACUUAUAAGGAAGAUGAGCUCUGUGAAGAGGAAGUUUGUUCUAAUAUGAACAACAUUAAUCAAUUAUUGGGAAUCAUUAUAGAAAAGGGCUGUUUGGGUGACUUUGCACCAUUGUUGGAAUUUGUAAAGGCUCAGCCAAAGCUGACUUUAGUCAAGAAACAAGCUAGAAAAUAUUCUAACAAACUAACAACUGUUUCAUUUUUGUGGCAAAUGAUAAGCCCUAAGCUCUAUGAAACUCUAAAAGAAUUGUUUAUUCUUCCUAGUGUUCGUAGAAUUCAGCAAUUGUCUUCUGUUUUUGCUGAAAAUGUUGAAGAUCUUAACCAGCCUUACUUAGAAGCAAGCUGGAUCAAUAAGAACAUUUUUUUGUUACCUGACCGUACUGAUGUUGAUGAUGGGGAAAUUCCAAAAUUAAUUGCUGACUUCCGUCAUGUUGAAAAGUUGUAUGCUACUGAAGAAAUGAUGCCCUUAAAAGUAGCUCACAAACUGACAAUGGUCAGUCUCAAACCAAAUAACAUCCAACGAACUUCACCUGUUCAUGCUAAAAGAAAACACAAUCUAAACAAGUACUUGGAAGCUGUCAGUUCUCCUACUGAUUGGCAGUUAAAAGGAAUUUCACAACUCUGCUCGUAUAUUUUUGAAAACUAUGAUGAAAUUACCUACUGUCUUCUUGGAAAAUGGACAUCUGAUUGCAUCGAGGGGCGGUUUGAUUGGUACCACCAACUCAAUUGUGCCAAUUUCUAUAUAGGUGUGCGUCAAAUUAUGGAAAGUGAAAAAAAAAUUCGUACUCUAACUGCUAUAAGGUCAGGCGUAUUUGAGGAGCUAGCCUUUACUGAAAAAACUGUUCCUUCCGCUACUGUAGAAUGGACGUGGUUGCGUGACGAGCUGGCAGAUGAUCCUACUGAUCUUGAUCCAAAAGAUAUGCUGCCCCUCAUAUACACCUCUGGGUACAUUGGAAGGUCGAUCAGUAGAAAAACGAAAUGUGAGUCUUGCAAAGAAAAUCUGGGGGACCGCUUUUGUGACAAAGAGAAUUCUGGAGAGCACACAAAAGUCAUUGAGCUGCAUGACCGAGAAAAUCUUCUUCAAAGGUUUAUGGCAUGUUCUUCCAGCAGUCAGCAUGCCGUGUUUGAAGCAGCGAUAAUGGACAAAAUGACUUCCUUUACACCUGCACUUGUGCAACACCGUUGUGCCCAAGGACACGAAACUGCGCCCCUCAUGGUUCGCAGUUUGUUUAAUUGUAUGUGUAAAAAUCUGAUUAAGAGAGCUAACAAAGCUGAUUGUUCAUCAGCAUCAUCACCUACUCUGCGAAAAAUAAGAAAACUUCAGAAUGAAAGCUCAAAGUGA